Messenger RNA from Phoenix dactylifera (date palm), 1266 nucleotides. RefSeq names its product 3-isopropylmalate dehydratase small subunit 1-like. NCBI's taxonomy places the organism in Eukaryota, Viridiplantae, Streptophyta, Magnoliopsida, Arecales, Arecaceae. The record is from RefSeq and is a predicted model, not a curated record.
GAGGGUAUGCACGAGGCUUGGUUGGUAGGCGCUGACGCUUCUCCACUUGGGUCGGCUUCCCAUGGCCCCCGAUUUUUUCCACUACCGUCGAAUGAGGCUCGCCUUUUUCUCUCCAAACCAUCCUCCUCUCUUCUCAGACGACGCGCCGCCUUCCUUCCUCGUUACCAUGUCGAUGGCGGCGGCGGCGGCGGCGGCGGCACCGGCAGUGGCCGCGAGGGCCUCCAAGACUUCCAUCUAUUCCCAGGAAACCCGCUCGCCUCUCUCCAACCCCAAUCUCCGAUUCCCAACCCGCCCCUCCUUCCCGAAAUACCCCUCCUUUUCCCGAUGUGCCCCCGAGCCCCUCUUCCUCUCCACCUCUCCCCGCGCUGCCGUCGCCGCCUCGUCCCCCGAGCCCCUCUUCCUCUCCACCUCUCCCCGCGCUGCCGUCGCCGCCUCGUCCCCCUCGCCAACGACCUUCCAUGGUCCCUGCUACGUCCUCGGCGACAACAUCGACACCGACCAGAUCAUCCCAGCGGAGCACCUGACCCUCGUCCCCUCCAAGCCGGACGAGCACCGCAAGCUCGGCUCGUUCGCCCUCUCCGGCCUCCCCUCCGCCGCCUACACCGUCCCCUUCGUCCCCUCCGGCGCGGCUUCCACCCCCUUCCCGGUCGUCAUCGCCGGCGCCAACUUCGGCUGCGGCUCCUCCCGCGAGCACGCCCCCGUCGCCCUCGGCGCCGCCGGUGUCCUGGCCGUCGUCGCGGAGCACUACGCCCGGAUCUUUUUCCGGAACUCCGUCUCCACCGGCGAGAUGUUCCCCUUGGAGUCCGAGGAGACGGGGAUCUGGAAGGAGUGCACCACCGGGGAUAUCGUGACCGUAGAUCUCGACGGGAUCCGGCUGAUCAACCACACCACGGGGAAGGAGUACCGGUUGAAGCCGAUCGGAGACGUGGGGCCGGUGAUUGAGGCUGGGGGAAUCUUCGCCUACGCGAGGAAGACCGGGAUGAUCGCUUCGGCAUCGACGGCUUAGGGUAAAGGUGGGAUCUUUCUUUCUUUCCAGGCUACUUUUUGCAUGGAAAUUUAGGAGAAGUACUGAAAUGAAAUGGGCAUUAAGUUUGGCAUAAAUAAAUCCGCUUCUGGAGCAAAUGGAUAUCUCGUUUCAUUAUUGAUAAUUAACAUUGGACAUUAGGUUACGACUUUGUCUUGAUUUUUUUUUCUUAUGUUGAUUGUGGAAGAUGAUUGUCUCAUUUGAUUAUGCUCUGGUCGUUAAAAUAUUUAUUUUGUGUUUCA